Molecule: messenger RNA, 2040 nt
Organism: Vidua chalybeata
Lineage: Eukaryota; Metazoa; Chordata; Aves; Passeriformes; Viduidae
Exons: 8
Coding region: 181-2040 (619 amino acids)
Source: RefSeq, a predicted model, not a curated record
AGAGGGUCUUCUUACAAAGCAGAGAAGGAAUUAGAAGAUGCAGGCACACCUGAUGAAAAAACAAACACUGCUGGAAAAGAGAAUUUGAAUCUCAGAAUAAAAGAGCUGGAAAAGUCAGAGCAAAAACUGAAAGGUGUUCUAGAGGACUACGUGGAGUCAGAUUCCAUCCUAAGAAAUAGGAUGAAAGAGCUGGAGCUGUCACACAAAACACUUCUUGUGAUGAUUGAUCAACUUUAUGUGAGGCUGGACCAGGUUGAAAAUGCCAAUCUGCGCGUUAAAGGGAAACUGCAAAGCAUUCAGGAGGACCUGAUCCAUUUGGUUGAAAACCAAAAGAAGUCAGAGAAGAAGCACAAGGAAAAAUUGCAUUGGCUUCAGGAGCAGCUGAAGGCAAAAGAGGAUGAAAUAAAAAGCCAAUCAGAAUAUUUUGAGCACUACAAACAAAGGCAGAGACAACAGACAGCAGUACUGAGGAAAAGGGACUGUUACCUUCAGGGUGAGGUAUCUAGGCUGGAAAAGCAAGUCCUAGAUCUUAAUGCCCAUACUGCUCUUUUGACAUCCAAGUUAGAAGAGGGCAUGGUGCAGCACCUCCAGCAGAAGCUGCAGUCAGUGUGCAGUGAGACCCAGGGGUGUAAACACCCUGGUGGGGGAGAAAUGGAAUGGAAGACUUCUAUUGAAAAUGUGGAGCAUGAAGUGAAAAGCCACCUCAAGGCAUUUCAGCAAAACCUGAUGUUCUUGAGGGAAAAAGAAGAGAACACUAGAAGAGACCAGGCAGACCUGCUGACUCAACUGCAGUGCUUUCAGAACACUGAAGACUUUCUCAGAACAAAAUUGGAAGAAUCUCAACAUCAUGUCUAUAAAUUAAAAUUAUCUGAAAUCAAACUGCAGGAAAAAGUGGAAGAGCUUUUAGAUGAAAACAGAACUUUAAAAGAUCAAGGUACUGCAAAAUUGAAAAAGAAGAAAGAAAAAGACUCAGAACUUACAAGAUUGGUGGAUGGGGACAACAGUGUUAACCUGGUAAGUCAACUGAAUGGAGAUCUAAUUCAGGAUGAAGUUCAGAAUCUGAAAUGGAGGGCAGUCUUGGAUUCACUCAGAAGCAGACCUACUCAAACUCCAGUUGAGUUGCUACAUGAUAAAGAGUCUGAAACAGCAGCCUGUAGUUGUGAUGGACUAAAGCAGAUGGAGGAGCUACCAGAAGACCUUGUACCAGUUUUGGAAUGCAGUUCCAGUGCCUUUGUGAAAGUUGCUGGUCUAGCUGAAACUGAGCAGGUCACCCUUGGACCACAGAGGGCAAAUACUCUAGAGGACAGUUUCACUUUGCUCAGGUGUACCCCAAGUCAUCAUGAAGCAGGGCUGCUUCCCCCUUGUUCUGAGAAGUUACCCAAUGAUGAGACAAGUAAGGAAACCAAAGAUGAAGAAACAUUUUUUCUCUUGAAGGAACACACGAUAACUCCACCAGUGAAGACAUUCCCUGCUUCUGUGGUUGAAAUCUUAAUGAGGAAGAAGCUCAAACUGACCUUAUUUGAACUUGGGAGAUGUCAUAUAAGAGCUUUUACCACUGAGAAGAAAGCGAGGAAUUUGAGUUUCUGUGAGACAAAUACUAAUCUUUGGUCUGAUGGCCUUUGCAUUGUUGCAAAAGGAGGAUUUUAUGACAGAGCUACUGAACCUCUUCAUGGAACAUUGCCUUCCACUGUGGCUGAAAUUUUCACAGCAUCUCUAGAAAAAUGCAACAUGGAAAAACACUGGGGAAACAAGCAAGUUCUGCCAAGAAGCCUGAGUGAAAACAAAUGUCUGGAUAAAGAUGUUGAUGAUGAAAAGUAUCACCAAAAAAUCUUUACAGGGGGAGCUGAAAGAGAAGAAAUAGAGAAUGACAAAGCGCAACAACAACAGGUGACCUGUGAUCUUGAAGAAAGUUCUGAAGUUUCUUACAAAACUGAAUUAUUCAGUCCUGGGAAACCAGGAGUGGAAGCCAAAGGGAGUCUCCAUAGCACACAGGGUGCCCAGAGUUUAUCUGCUGAUUUUAAAGAAGAAAAUAUUACAUAA